AGGUUGGGGGAGGGAGUUGGACGAGGGAAAAACGUUUCUAUAACUUUCAUAUACAGUGGUUGCCUUGCUCGGACCUGCUGACUGUCAGAAAAACAUACGAAGAUGGCGUGGCGCUGCUACCGUGCAACGUCUCGGUUUACAGGGAAAAUACACGCAACUUUGAGAGAGUCAUUAAUAUCUACUAUCUUAUUUGUGUGUUUACUUUUUCCUUUUACCACCGAAGCUGGCUUGUACACCGCUUCUGAUCAGGUAGUCGUUUUAACCCCGGAUAAUGUGGACAGUGUUUUGGUCAAUUCUACAGCCGCACUGGUUGUUGAGUUUUACGCCUCUUGGUGCGGGCAUUGUAUUGCUUUUUCUCCCGUAUGGAAAAGUCUCGCAAGCGAUAUUAAAGAGUGGAAACCGGCUGUGGAUUUAGCUGCCAUAGACUGUGCUAAUCAAGAUAAUGGGCCAGUUUGUUCCCGUUUUGGUGUCAGGGGGUACCCAACACUGAAGUUCUUCCACGCUUACUCCAAACCUGACUCCAAGGGAGAAAGUUUCAGAGGAUUUCCUCGUAAUGUGAGGGGUUUACGCCAUAAGAUCAUCGAUAAGAUGGAGACCCAUGCGGAGCCCUGGCCCCCGGCCUGCCCCCCUCUGGAGACUACUAGCAGAGCAGAGCUUGAAAACUUCAUUGAGACAAACGGUGUGGGACACCUGGCCUUGCUCUUUGAGACCUCUAACUCAUAUGUGGGCAGAGAGUUGACUCUGGACCUACUGCAGUAUGAGAACAUAGCUGUGCGGAGGGUCCUGAGCACCGAGGAUGGCCUGGUGGCUAAACUGAAUGUGACCCACUUCCCAUCCUGUUACCUGUACUAUCCUAGUGGGAUCUUCACCAGGCUCCAUGUACAACUUGAGGUCCGGACCUUCUACACCUACGCCCUCCAGAGGCUUCCUGGGGUAGUGCGGGACGGAAAGCCACUGCCAGUGACCUCUGACCUUGCAAAAAACACAACAGAGGACCAAUUGAGACCAUUCAACAGGUCUCAUGUGUAUAUGUCAGACCUGGAGUCUACUCUGCACUACUCUCUGCGCGUGGAGCUGGCCGCUCACCCUGUCAUCAAAGGAGAGGCACUGAGCACACUACGACGGUACAUCUCAGUACUAGCGAAGUACUUCCCUGGUCGUCCUGUGGUGAACAACCUGCUGAAGUCUGUGGACAUGUGGCUGAAGGGUGAGAAGGACACAGAGCUGUCCUACAGUUCUCUGAGGGACGCUCUGGACAACACUGCAGAGGUACCUAAUGCUGCGCUGCCUGAGGGGGUGAUGUGGGUGGGCUGCCAGGGCUCCAAGCCCCACUUCAGAAGUUACCCCUGUGGCAUGUGGACCCUAUUCCAUGUCCUUACUGUACAGGCCGAGGAAGCUGCUGGCAAAGACCCCCAGGAGGUGCUCCAGGCGAUGAGGUCAUACAUCCACAGUUUCUUUGGCUGUCGGGCAUGUGCCACCCACUUUGAGAACAUGGCCCAGGAGAGCAUGUCCCAUGUGGGGACACUGUCCUCCGCCGUGCUGUGGCUCUGGUCCCACCAUAACCACGUAAACAAUAGACUGGCAGGUGCUCUGAGUGAGGAUCCACACUUCCCUAAGAUCCAGUGGCCGUCCCCAGAGCUGUGUCCCAGUUGCCACGGGGUUAAGAAUGGAGAACACACCUGGAACCAGGCAGAGCUGCUCACCUUCCUCCACUCCCACUUCUCUUCUGAACACCUCCUCUCUGACUACCUGGAGGAGGAGGCCCAGCUCCUCAGCAGGCAGAAGGAGAGGCUGGUCGCCAGGCAUCAUGAGAAAGAGCAGGAGGCCAAGAGAGGAGCAGAGAGGAGGGCCAGACAGACCCAGGACACCUUGCUCAAACCACAGCCGGAGGAGGAGGAGGAAGUGGCUAAAGAACAGCCAGCAGAAGAGGAGGCAGCGAGGGCAGGAGAAAAGGUGCAGAUAUCUGAACCCCCAACUUGGGUAAAGCCCAAGGCAGAUGUGUCCCACCAGCCCCAGCGCAGGCCCAGCAUCGUGGGGUUGAUGUUCAGGCCCCCCCAGGAGGAGAUUGUAGACCUGGACUCCUUCAUCAACCAGCACUACAAGGCCAAGGCCCUCCGUGCUGCAGCCAGAGUGUCCUCCCGUGUCAAACUCAGGACCCUGCAGAUGAAGGAGCAGCCGCAGCCUGGAGCCGGCCUGGAACAGGGGCCAGUGCUGCGGCUGGGGAUGCAGCCCGUGGAGCCAGAGGACUUGUUCGGGCAGCACAAAACGAUGCAGAAGAGGAUUCUGACGGGCAAGUACACUGGGUCAGAGGAGGAGGGGGCUCUGGAGAUAUACCCGCACCCUAACAAGAGGCGCUGGAUGUCCUUGCUGAGCGUGGGUUUCUCCAGACUGGACAUCAGCCUGUGUGUGCUCCUCUACUUCCUGUCCUCAAUGUGUCUGCUGGCCAUGUACCUCUUCUUCAAGAACUGCCGGCGGCUCCGACGGGCCAAGGUGGCUCUGCCCUGAGUCAACAUUACCUGGCAAUGCUACUGUAGAUUUACCCAUACUGUGACGCUGUGGUCAGUUCCGAAACCCUCCAACUGAAGGAUUCGUAAUGUUCUGCAUCAAUGGAUUGCUUCAUUGUGCUUGCAUUCAGGAUAAUAAUUUAUGACCCCAAAAUAUUUAGCCUUUUUUGACCACUUCUGACAGAUGAAUUAAAACACCAGGGAAUUAAUAGGAUUUUAUAUAUUUUUUUUGUAAAAACAACUAAAGGCGUUUAUUUGAUAUUUAUUGUAAUUCUUAGUCUGUAUAUAAUGACAAAUUAAUUUAUGUGAAAAAAUAAUAACUUUAUAUAGUUUCAUGGAUAAAAGCCCUAAUGUAAUAUGAGAAGCACUGCUCUUUUCUCUUAGACCUGUCACUGCCAGCCUUUCCGAAAAGAUGCUGUGUGUGGUUAGAGCGUUGGACUAGUAACCGGAAGGUUCAAAUCCCUGAGCUGACAAGGUACAAAUCUGUCGUUCUGCCCCUGAACAGGCAGUUAACCCACUGUUCCUAAGCCGUCAUUGGAAAUAAGAAUUUGUUCUUAACUGACUUGCCUAGUUAAAUAAAGGUAAAAUUGUCAAAUGUAAUUCUAUGGUUCACACAUUCUGUUCUAAAGUGGUCUAUGUUGUGACUGGCCAUACCAUGCUAUUGUCUGAUUGGCUAGUGCAUCUUACAUGUCCCAAUUAGCUUUGCACAAUAGAGUUUAGACAUUAAAGAAGUGUUGUAGAGCAGCACUUGUUCACAGGGUACAAAAUAAGCAGGAUUGGGGUUUUGGCUGGUGUCCAUUACAUUAGGCUUACUGGUCUCACUCAACUCGAGAUACUGUGUUUUGCUUUGCUUAUCUCAAUCAAUAAAAUUAUUUUUUGCUAA
Molecule: messenger RNA, 3387 nt
Organism: Oncorhynchus keta (chum salmon)
Lineage: Eukaryota; Metazoa; Chordata; Actinopteri; Salmoniformes; Salmonidae
Product: sulfhydryl oxidase 1-like
Exons: 12
Coding region: 103-2505 (800 amino acids)
Biological process (GO): protein folding
Cellular component (GO): Golgi membrane
Molecular function (GO): flavin-dependent sulfhydryl oxidase activity; protein disulfide isomerase activity
Source: RefSeq, a predicted model, not a curated record